Messenger RNA from Cryptococcus amylolentus CBS 6039, 1204 nucleotides. RefSeq lists its product as hypothetical. NCBI's taxonomy places the organism in Eukaryota, Fungi, Basidiomycota, Tremellomycetes, Tremellales, Cryptococcaceae. The transcript is spliced from 6 exons. The coding region runs from base 409 to 966 and encodes 185 amino acids. Gene Ontology annotation, molecular function: GTPase activity; GTP binding. The record is from RefSeq and is a predicted model, not a curated record.
CUGCUAUUCCCCCCUGCAGCAUCCCCUUGCCCCCCUGCCACCCCUGCAACACCGCUCCGUCCGAACUACUGCGCCGUCUCCCACGCCAGCUCAGCGAGGAACCACUCCAUUAUCCUCGCCUUCCAGCAAAGACGCUUCUUUCACACGCCCGCUCCAACUCGACUACCCAAGUACCUAUCAUGUCUGAAGAAGCCCCAGUAAAGGCCGUCCAGGUCAAGCUUGUGUUGCUCGGCGAAGCUGCUGUCGGAAAGUCGUCGCUUGUCCUCCGAUUCUGCUCGGGCGACUUUGACGAAAACACCUCUCCCACCAUCGGCGCUGCUUUCUUGACUCAAAAAUGCCGAUUGGAAAACAGAGUGGUCAAGUUUGAGAUCUGGUCAGUGAACUCGUUUUCUCAGAGGGCGUGCACUGAUGCAUGCUUACAGGGAUACCGCCGGUCAAGAACGUUUCCACUCUCUCGCACCCAUGUACUACCGUAACGCCCAGGCCGCCGUCGUGGUGUACGACAUUACAAAGGCUAGUUCGCUUGAGAAGGCCAAAGCUUGGGUUAAGGAGCUCCAAAGGCAAGCAAACGCCAAUAUCGUCAUUGCACUCGUCGGCAACAAGUCCGAUCUCGUUUCCGCUUCGACAUCUCCCGCAUCCCCUGCGAAAGGCGAGGACGGAGAGGAAUCUCAAGAGGCUGCCGAGGCCUCGGCGAGUGGAGAGGAAGAUGCUCGACAAGUAUCCACUGCCGAGGCUGAACAGUAUGCGAAGGAGAGCGGAUUGUUGUUCUUUGAGGCUAGUGCAAAGACGGGAAAGAAUGUCAACGAGGUCUUCACCGAAAUUGCCCAAACAAUCCCCUUCGACUCUGCCCCCAAGCCCGCUGCCGGUGCCCAGCAAAAUGCCAGGCGAGACGGUGCCAAUGCCCAGGAAGGAGGGAGAGUGAACCUGGGAGAGGGUCAGCAGGCCAAGAAGGGCGGAUGCUGUUAGACAUGCUUUAUUGACGUGUUUGUGCUGAGGGGGUAGAAAAUCCAGAGGGAGGAAAUCACGAGGUCGUUGAUGAUUGUGUGUGGUUCUAUCAUUUAGGCUUUUCCGUUUUGUCUCGCCAUCAGUUAGUUUGAUUCCUGUGUAUGUUCUUUUUUGAUAUAUGGUUCGUUGAUACGUAUGUUAUGGACUUGACGCAUACACGCCAAGAGAUUGGUCACUGUCAAGCUGACUUUUGUAUCUC